AAGACACACAAGCCGAGAUGAGUGGCGGCGUCCUCGACGGCCCCGACUACAAUGGCGUCAUCACGCUGCAGGACGGACGCCAUGUGAGCUACGCCCAGGUCGGCGAUGCCAAAGGCAUUCCUGUCGUCUGCCUCCUCGGCAUGCGCGGCCACCGGCACUUUAUCUACCUCUUUAAGGAGCUCGCGCUCCUCUACGGCAUCCGCCUCCUCUGCAUCGACCGCCCAGGCUACGGCCUCUCGGACCCGAUCGCCGACUCGAGCUUGCCAGCGCCGAUUGCCUUUGUCUACAUCCUCGAGCAAGUGCUCGCGCAGCUGCAGAUCGAGCGGUUCGGGCUCAUGGCGCAGUCGGCCGGCGCCAUCUACGCGUUGGCGAUCGCGAGCCAAAAGGCGCUCGCAUCACGCCUCAUCGAGCCGCUCACACUGCUCUCGCCAUGGGUCGGUAUCACGAAUCGGUCGUGUCCGCGGUUACUCAAGAUGGCGUCGUACUGCCCGACGCGGCUCAUUGCCGCCGGCAUGAAGCUUGUGAAUGCGUCGGUCGACUUGAGCAUGGCGUAUGUCGAUCCCAACCAGUCGGUGCGAACGCUCGGUCACGGCCUCUUGCUCGCCGACGACAGCGGACACGAGACGAACACCGAGGUACCGCUGAGCCUCUCGCCGCGGCUCCGGUUUGGUGAUUUUCGCGCGCGCAUGGACGCCGAGCCCCACAAUGCGUACCACGACGCGCUUUUGUGUCUCGGGAAGGACCGCAACGGCUGUGGGUUUGAGCUCUCAGACGUUACUGUUCGCGUCCACGUGGUGCACGGCGAAAAGGACACGCUUGUCCCAAGGAAAGCCGCGAUCGAGUUCGUCGCCGCCGUCCCGAAUGCCACGCUCGACUUGGUCCCCCACGCGACGCACGCGCUUUUGAUUUUUCAAGAAGAAGUCAUCGCCGACAUUUUUGCCUCAUUUACGCCCUAAUCGUCAUUGGUGUGGUUUAAUUAAUUCCUUGAAAAGACAUUGUGUUGUUGUUG
Molecule: messenger RNA, 1009 nt
Organism: Saprolegnia diclina VS20
Lineage: Eukaryota; Oomycota; Saprolegniomycetes; Saprolegniales; Saprolegniaceae
Exons: 1
Coding region: 18-956 (312 amino acids)
Source: RefSeq, a predicted model, not a curated record